AUGCCGCUCAGACGGUCGGCACGCAAUGUACAAAUUACGAUGGGGUCACUACGAGCGACCAAGGAGGUUCUGUGGAGCAGCGUGACAGACAUCAAUUAUGUCGAGAGCACGAACAACGUCCCCAAAGGGUACUCCUUUGUCGGCCUGACCCAGAAUCUCGAGACAAAACUGUCCGCUAUUGACUCAAUCCCCGCAGUCUACAACUGGACGCGUACCAAUACCAAUUAUUUUAAGGGAAACGUUUGCUUCGAUUUUAUGACCAAUGACAUCAAAGGUGACUCGACUUCAUCUUCGUCACGCGAGCUCAUGCUGUGGCUGCAGUAUGAGGGCGGCCAGCUGCCCAUCGGCUGGACCAAUGGACCGGCUGCCACCAUUGACAACCUCUUCGGGACCUCGUGGACGCUAUACGAGGAUAUCAACACCGACACCGGGAUAACGGUCAGCAGCCUGAUGCCUACCAAACAGUUUGAGGGCUCUUUCUCUGGCGAUCUCAAGGACUGGCUACUCGCCAUGGCCAAUCUGGGCAGGUUUACCGAGUCGACAUAUGUGAAUGUUGGCAAUGCUGGGACGGAGUUCUUCUACGGAAAUUCCGUGAUGAACGCGACCCUCGGCUUGCAGAUCAACGUUGCGUGA
This is a messenger RNA of Aspergillus viridinutans, 633 nucleotides long. RefSeq lists its product as uncharacterized. The record is from RefSeq and is a predicted model, not a curated record. Gene Ontology annotation, molecular function: cellulase activity. Gene Ontology annotation, biological process: polysaccharide catabolic process. The coding region runs from base 1 to 633 and encodes 210 amino acids. The transcript has 4 exons. Lineage: Eukaryota; Fungi; Ascomycota; Eurotiomycetes; Eurotiales; Aspergillaceae.